This is a messenger RNA of Magnolia sinica, 3663 nucleotides long. RefSeq names its product zinc finger CCCH domain-containing protein 24. The record is from RefSeq and is a predicted model, not a curated record. The coding region runs from base 187 to 3321 and encodes 1044 amino acids. Gene Ontology annotation, biological process: RNA processing. Gene Ontology annotation, molecular function: RNA methyltransferase activity; metal ion binding; RNA binding. Lineage: Eukaryota; Viridiplantae; Streptophyta; Magnoliopsida; Magnoliales; Magnoliaceae. The transcript has 15 exons.
CACGGAUGACCGAAUUCGAGCGAAACAGGCCUGAUGUUCCAGGCAGGAAAUCUCUACGUGGAUAUCCUGAUUGGCGGAUUUGAUGUCUAGCACGUGCUCGUAGUUUUCGCCAGGGUUUAUCUAUUUUCAGCGUACAUACAUGAAGACGGAAGGAGAAGCUCACAAACCGCUCCAAAGCCCUCAGCUAUGGCACUCUCAGAUGAAAACCCUCUCUCUCCAACCGAAAACCCGACCCUUACAGAGAAAGAAAUCCAACCGUCAAAUCUCCAAUCAUCGGACGGUAUCGUUCCAGUCGACGCACUGAAAGGAAAACGAGACCCGGAAGCAGAAGAAGGCGAAGAAGAUGUUAAAAAAGAGCCAGCUACUGCGGAUGAAGAGAUCCAACCGUCGGAUCCCCAACCAACGGACGGUGGAGAUUCAAUCGGCACCAACAAAAGGAAAACCCCAGGAGGUGGAGAAGAGAAGAAGAGCUCUUUGCAUCCUCUUUGGAAGACGAGUCUCUGCUCGUAUUUCAGACGCCAGUCUGGAGUUUGCAGCCACGGCGACGCCUGUAGGUUCGCCCACAGCGAGGCAGAGCUGCGCCCUCGGGCCGACAACUCGUGGGACCCAACUUCCGAACGGGCAAAGAAGCUUCUGAAAUCCAACGGCAGCGAGAGGGUUGAAGCCGUUCCAGAAGCGAGGGAAGAUGUUCUUCCUGUGUCGUCAGACGGGGCAGAGCGAUCGGAUGCGGCUCUUAGCAGGUGCCUUGUCCAUCUUCCGCUAAAAUGGACUUCAGAGAAUUUGAAGAGCUUCCUUGAUACUCAGGGGAUUAUCUACAAAACGGCUAAAAAGAAGAAGGGAAUGGCAGUAGGUUUUGUUGGCUUUGAAGAUGAAGAACGGAUUAAAGAUGCCACCGAGGUUCUGGAUGGGAAAUCAAUCGGCAACAAACGUGUAAAGCUUGCAAAUGUCAUUCAUAGAUCAUAUGAGAAGAAAUCCAACUUGGCAACUGCUCUUGAUAAAAGAGUUGCACAACCUACGGAGAAUCCUUCUGGCAGUGAGGAUCCUUCUGUGACUCCUAGUAUGAUUGAGAAUGAAGAUACUGUGGAAAAAGAUAGUGAUGCUGUUGAUGGUUCAACAACAAAAACGAGAAGUGCUCGUGAUGUAGUCACUCCCCUCGCCCAUAUGCCCUACAAUGAUCAGCUGGAGCACAAGAAGAACUCGCUUGUUCAAACUCUUAAAAGGCUUACUCGAAAUGCACGUAAGGCUUGUCCAGAUGCUGUUCCGCUUCCAGAGUGGAUUCAUAAGUCAAGGGAGAUUGGUGGUCUUCCAUGCAAACUAGAGGGCAUUCUAGAAUCCCCUCUGGUAGAUGGUUAUCGAAACAAGUGUGAAUUUUCAGUAGGCUAUUCUCUACAGGGUAAACGAACUGUCGGGUAUAUGCUGGGAAAUUUCAGGGAGGGCAUAACAGCAGUUGAGGAACCUGUUGACUGCCUGAAUGUUUCUAAAAUUUGCUGCAAAUAUGCUCUGAUCUUUCAAGAGUUUCUACAGUCUUCAACUCUGCCAAUAUGGAAUAGAAUUGAUAAUACUGGCUUUUGGCGUCAAUUAACGGUGAGAGAAGGAAGGAGUCCGUGUGAGGGUGAUCAGGUUGAAAAUGUUGAAGCCUGUAUUGCAGAGGUCAUGCUUAUCGUUCAGGUUUGCUCAUCCAGGGUCGACAACGAACUAGUAACAGUCGAGUUCCAGAGAAUGGCUCAAGCUUUUGCACAUGGAGCGUCAACGUCCUCCUCUCCAUUGCCUCUAACUGUGUUGGUAGUUCAGGACCACAAAGGCAUAUCAAAUGCAGCACCAUCUGAUUCCCCGUUGCUCCCACUAACAAUACCGAAAGCGGAAGGCGUUGCUAACUCGGAGGACCCAAAUGCUGUUGAAACAAGAAUUCAUGACUACAUAAGCAAUCUCCGUUUCAGCAUAUCACCAACAGCUUUUUUUCAAGUUAACACCCUUGCUGCAGAGAAGCUGUACUCCCUUGCUGGCGAUUGGGCUGGUCUGGGUCCAGAUACCUUGCUUUUUGAUAUAUGUUGUGGGACUGGAACAAUUGGCCUAACUUUAGCACACCGCGUUGGUAUGGUUGUUGGCAUUGAAAUGAAUGCCUCUGCAGUUUCAGAUGCUCACAGGAAUGCAGAGAUCAAUGGUAUUAAGAACUGCAGAUUUGUCUGUGCGAAGGCGGAGGAUGUAAUGGGUUCUCUACUUCGAGAGUACCUAAGCUUGGCACAACAGCAGGACGAAACCCUGCAUGUCUCCGAAAGUAACAACAGUGAGGAUACUGGGGGCAAAGAGGAUGGUGCCCAUGUUGACAAAAUACAAAACCAAGAUGCUUGUGCAUCCAAUGCUGAUUCUCUCAUGAAUGAUGAAGGUGCCGAGAAGAUGUCAGAUUGUUCAGCUGACAGAAGCAAUGAAAGCUUGGAAGCUGCACAGGUACCAAAGGGAGGGGUGGAAGUGGUGGAUUCCACGAAAGAAGAUACGGUUGAUGCUUCCAUACCCAAUGAAAACUUGGAUAACGAAAUGGCUGAUGUCAAAAGCAUGUCAGGUAGCGAGCAAAGUAACCUUGAGGAGUUCAAAGAUCCGAGUAAGAAGAAUUGCAUUUCAGAAGAGAAUGUAAACAGUGAUGUGCCUGUGCGGCAAUUUAAACAUGUUGUAGCAAUCGUCGAUCCUCCACGUGUCGGUCUUCAUCCCAUUGUAAUUAAAGCUCUAAGGACUCACCCAAGUCUACGGCGGCUUGUGUACAUCUCAUGUAAUCCUGAAACCUUAGUAGCUAAUGCGAUUGAGUUGUGCACGCCAUCCCCAGACAAACCCGAGAAAGGGAAGAACAACCGAGGAUGGAGGAAAAUGAGUAGUGCUGGUCUGGCACGGCACAGGGCCAAAUCUAUGCCCAACUCAGAGCCUUUCCAACCUGUGAAAGCUAUGGCUGUUGAUUUGUUCCCGCAUACCCCACACUGUGAAAUGGUGAUGCUUCUAGAGAGAUUCAGAGCUGCAAGCCUACAACUUGAUUUUUCUUUCUACAAGAAAACUAUAGCAGCAUAUCCACAUCUUCCACACUACAAAACAAAUGGGUUGGUUUCAUUCAAGCCUUUUUUGCUACAGGCGAUAGAGUUUGAAAAUUUUGAUGUUGUGAGCUUCAAAUUGCCUUUUCUUUUCUAUAAGAAAUUAUAUGUUGCCUUGCAUGUGUGCUUUUUUGCAAUUUCUUUGGAUCAAGCUUUCUGCCUAAGAAAUGAGAUGCCAAGAAAUCUCUCCAAAAAAAAAAAAAAAAAAGGAAAGAAAGAUGUCAAGAACAUGGAUUCGGCCUUGAGAUGAUAAAAAUGAAGCAAUUUAUUUGGUCCCACAAAUAGUGCAUGUGGGCCGCACCUUUUGGUGAUCUGAAUACAGAUCAUAUGGUAGGCCUCUUCUACAUGGACAAAAAUUAUGGAUCAUUGUCUGAUCAGGCCCACAUUAGAGUGGACCAUUGGCUGCCAUUUUAUAUUUGGAGGCCCACAAUUGGAUGGCUAGGAUCAUCCAAUAAGGGGAAUAUGUUGGGCCAUUGCACUAGAUAAUUGGCUUGGGUUUCUGAAAACUUGGUUGCACUAGAUGAUUGGUCGGGAUUAUUGAAAGAAGAAGAGGGUAAUUGGUUUCCCAUGACAGAAAAAAGAGAAAAAAGAA